UCUGACAAUUUACUUUAUAAAAAAUUAUUUAAAAUAAAAAUUGUUGUUAUUUUAUUAUUAUUAAAUUAUUUACCGGAUAAAAUAUGCUUUAGUUACAAUAUAUUCGAUUUUUUAAUAGUACAGAAUUUUAAUUAUUUCCAAAAAAAAUGGUUUUAAGUUAAAAAUUAAAUAAUGACCCUUUGAUAUACCUGAAUUAUGAAUUUCAAAAUUAUGAAAAAAGAAUUAUUUUCUACUACAACUGAGUAAACAUGAGUUCAAAAGAGUAAAUAUGGAAUAUGUAGCUGCACUUGAUGUUGGCAGUACCAACCUAAAAUGCCAAAUAUUUUCAUCAAAAUUUGAUAUAGUUGGAUCUUCAAUUCAAGAAUUAAUAGUUGUAAAACCACACCAUGGGUGGGAAGAAAUCGAUCCAGAAGAAUUAAUGAAUAGCAUCGAAGAUGUAAUUCAGAAAGCAUUGAAAGAUGCUGGUAUCAAAUCAAAUAUGGUUAAAAUUUUGGGAUUGUCAACUCAAAGGAAUACAUUCAUAACAUGGAAUAAAAGUACUCGACAGUGUUAUCAUAAAUUCAUUACUUGGAAAGAUUCACGUUCUUCAAUAAUAAUUGAAAAAUUGAAUAAAUCAAUACUUUUAAAUGCAUGUAUCAAAUUUGUCAGAUACAUUUCAAAAAUACUGGGAUUUAUUUGUUCAUCAAAACAAUUAAAACUUGCUAAAUCAUUUCUUUUUACUAAUGCUCAAAUCUUACCAAAACUUAUUUGGUUAUUGGAGAAUAAUCAUGAUUUUAAAGAAGGUGUAAGAAGAAAUGAAGUACAAUUUGGAACCUUGGAUACAUGGCUACUACAUCGUGCAAGUAAAGGGUUACUUCAUAUUACAGAUUUUUCAUGUGCUAGCUCAACUGGAUUAUUUAAUGUAUUUACUAUGAAAUGGCUACCAAAAAUGAUUUUACAGUUUUUUGGACUUAAUAAUAAUAUGUUUCCUGAAAUAUGUGAUACCAACUUAUCAAAAUACAAAUAUUACGACAUCCACAUUAGUAAUAUUCCACUUAAAAUUUCGAUUGCAGACCAAUCUGCUUCUUUAUUUGGAACAGGUUGCUUUCUUAAAAAUACUGCUAAAGUUACUAUGGGUACAGGAAUGUUUUUAGAUAUAAAUUGUGGUCAAUUACCAAGUGUGUAUUCAGGAUUUUACCCAUUAGUUGGUUGGCAAUUUGAUAAUGAAAUGUGCUAUACAGUGGAAGCAGUUGAUCAAAAUUGUGGAUCAUUAAUAUCAUUAGGAAAAUCAAUUGGUUUAUACGAUAAUUUAAAAGAGUUGAAUGAAUUAUCUAGUAUUUCAGAAAAACCAUCAGUGAAUGAUAUAUUAUUUGUUUUACCAGACAGUAAAUCAUCUAAGUAUAAUGAAGAUGAUUAUAGUUUUAUUGGCCAGACAGCUAUUACAACUAAAGUAGAAAUGACAAAAUCAAUUUUAGAUUCAUUUGCAUUUAGAAUAAAAAAACGACUUGACAAACUUCAUAAAGAAAUGCCUGAAAUGAAGCCUAAAAUUUUAUGGGUUGAUGGUGGUGUAUCUCGAAAUAAUUAUAUUUGUCAAACAUUAGCAAACACUACCUCUACUGUUGUUAUAAGAAUGAAAAAUAGUUACAAAACUGAAAUAUCUUGUCUAGGUGUUGCUUUUAUGGCUGGAUUAUCUUCAGGUAUUUGGUCUAAUAAGGAUUUAAAAAUGUUUAGAAUGACAACUGAUGAAAAAUUUGUACCUCAAGAUGAAAACUAUAUUGAAUAUGAAUGUAGAUAUAUUAGAUGGCUUUACAGCCAACAAUGUAUUUAUUAAAAUUUAACAAAUUCAUAAGAUAAUAAUAUCUUUAUUAUAAUAUAUUUAUAAGAUAAUGUUUGCCCUAAUAAAGAUUAAAUAAAAUAUAUAAAAUUAAUAUUUAAAAUCUAAUUAAUCAUAUUUUAGUUUUAAGUCCUUCAUAUACUACUUUAUUCAUCUUUAAUUCUCUAAUUUUAUCGGGAGAAUAUCCUAUACUCUUAAGUACUUCGUUUGUAUGUUGACCACAAAGAACUCUUGAACUCCUAAUGGUACUUGAUAUACCUGGAGUUUCAUCUAAUUUAGGAGCUGGUACUGGUACUAUAACUUCUUCAUUUUCUAUAAAAGAGUUUCUAAUCUUGUUAUGUGGAUGUUGGCUUACUUCAUUAAUAUUUAAUAUAGGAGUAACACAUGCA
Messenger RNA from Daktulosphaira vitifoliae (grape phylloxera), 2202 nucleotides. RefSeq names its product putative glycerol kinase 5. The record is from RefSeq and is a predicted model, not a curated record. The coding region runs from base 269 to 1810 and encodes 513 amino acids. Gene Ontology annotation, biological process: glycerol metabolic process; glycerol-3-phosphate biosynthetic process; triglyceride metabolic process. Gene Ontology annotation, cellular component: mitochondrion. Lineage: Eukaryota; Metazoa; Arthropoda; Insecta; Hemiptera; Phylloxeridae. Gene Ontology annotation, molecular function: glycerol kinase activity. The transcript is spliced from 12 exons.